AUGACCUCACAACUUGGUGAAUUGGUGGAAUUUCUACAUUCUCCACAACCUGCCGUAAGACAAAUUGCUAUUGAUAAUCUGGUUGGAUUUAGUGCUGGUCCCACUUCAAAAUAUUUUAAAAAUGACAGCUAUAGGCCUGUCAAAGACAUAAUAAAAAUGAUUAUGGACACAGAACAUGGUACCCGUGUCAUCAUUCAACAAGGUAUUACUAUAUUGGUUAAUUUAUCUGAAGAUACUAUGGUAAGAAGUAUUAUACUGAAUGAUGAUAAGAAAUUCUUAAAGUUCUUGGUUUGGAAAAUUGUUGAUUUAAACAAUCCUAAUGCUGAUAUAAUGUGCAUCUUAUUGAGUAACUUAGCCAAGAAUGAUGAUAUACUUGCCAUUUUGAAUAUUGAGAGAAACUCUAGCGGUGUGGAAGUCGAUGAUGACUUGAAGCUAGCAGCUUUAGAUGAAAACGUGUUUAAGAGCCUAAAAGCCAUGGAUUGUUUAAUGGAUUGUUUUGUCAAAGGCUAUGAUAAAAAGUUAACAAAAUAUGCCAAUUUCAAUUAUUUAGCCUUUUUUUUUGCUGAUAUCUCGAGAUUUAGAUUGGGUAGGAUGUAUUUUAUUGAAGAACAGGAGUACGAUGGGGUAGUUCCAAUUUCCAAACUUCUCGUAUUUACUGAAAAAUAUGACGCAAAGAUUAGAAGAGAGGGUGUUGCUUCUACUAUUAAAAAUUCCCUUUUCGAUUCUGAAACUCAUGAAAGACUGCUCAACGAUGAGAAAAUUAAUUUAUUGCCUUACAUUUUGUUACCUAUUGCUAGUGCAAAGGAUUCUGAAAUUGAUGAGGAAGACAUGUUUAAUUUGCCUGAUGAACUACAAUUACUACCAGAAGAAAAGGAAAGGGAUCCAAUUCCUGCCAUAAUAUGCUGUCAUUUAGAAAGUAUACUUCUACUAUGUACGACACAUGCCGGUAGAGAGUAUUUAAGAAACAAGUCUGUUUAUCCGUUAGUUAGAGAGUUGCAUAAAAACGUUGAGAAUGAAGAUAUUGGUGAAUUAUGUUACAGGAUUGUUAAUAUGUUAAUGAGAGGGGAGCCUGGUACGGGAACGGUAGAAGAAAUGCCAUCGAAGAACGCCGAAGAAGAAGAAGAAGAAGAAGAAGAAGAAGAAGAAGAAGACGACGACGACGACGACGACGAAGAAGACGAAAUUGUUGAAGUGGCUUAG
This is a messenger RNA of Saccharomyces mikatae IFO 1815, 1200 nucleotides long. RefSeq names its product Hgh1p (gene HGH1). The transcript has a single exon. The record is from RefSeq and is a predicted model, not a curated record. Lineage: Eukaryota; Fungi; Ascomycota; Saccharomycetes; Saccharomycetales; Saccharomycetaceae. Bases 1 to 1200 code for a protein of 399 amino acids.